UUUGUUUUUAUUUUGUUUUUGCAAGAAGUUGCCACUUCGUGGCGCCACAUUUGUUAGGAUGCAAAAUGGCGGUGGACGGAGUAGUUAAUUGCUGUAAUGUGUUGACGUUUGAAUAAAUAUGCGAAAAGGGAUGAUCUUGGAAUGUAUCAACAACACCGAAACAUCUUAAGAAUUCGGGAAGAGCAGCUGCAAUGUCCGCUACACCAAAAUCAGAAAAAAAUAUGUCAGAAGCAGACAGCAACAGCAGCAAACCCCGUGGGGGUAAGCUGGCACGUCGAGCACGUUCAUUCAAGGAAGACUUCCUGGAAAUCUUGUCACAGAUGCGUUCCCCAGGCAGUGGUGGUGGGAGUGGUGGGGCUGGAUCUGGAUCUCAACGUUCUGGAUCACCACAUUCACCUAAGUCAAGAUCAUCCCAUAAAACUGCAACAGCUACACCUAGUGUCGACCUGGUAGAUUCUAGUGACAAGAACCCUGCUCGAGACCUCGAUCUUCAUGUUAGACAGGUUCAGUAUGCUUUGAAACAUUUUCGUGAUGUUGUUGGCAAAAACAAGCUUGAAGUUCUGCCGGGAAAUGGGACUGUGGUAUUAGAGACUGUAACAACCAUCCAUAGUAUGCUCAAAAUGUACGUCCUCAAUGAACAAAGUUCAGCUUUGGUUUCUGCAACAAACCAAGUAUAUCAAAGUCUUGCCAAACUAAUUAAACUCUGUGAUGAUGUUCUGCUACAAGGAGAGAAAGCUUUAAAUAAAGAAAAUGUGAAUGAAGUUAUCCAUCUUGUUGAAGAAGCAGUCCAGCACUUGGUAACACUAGCUCAGGAUCAGAUAGCCCAUAGAGAAAGCAGUACAAAAGCUACAACUAAUCAUAUAACUCAUCGUGGGCCACUGUUGGAUCGAGCAUCAAAUUAUGGUUUGGGAGGAACUGACUUUCCACAGCGUAGCUCAUUGCCUGAUAUUCCUCUUACUCCAAGAGAGCGACAGAUAUUAGAGCAGACAUCUACUUCUGUCACAGACAGGCAUGGAAUAAGUUCUGUACCACAUUCACAGAGCUCAGAGUCCAUAUUGAAUGAUACUAGUCCACCACCAAAACCACCUCUGCCAACAAGGAGUUACCAUAUAUCAGAAGGCAGUGAGGAACCACCACCACUCCCACCAAAACGUCGGCAGCGCUCAACACGACCAACACAACAGCAGCAGCAGCAGUUGCAACAGCAGCAGCGUGAUGUUGAAAGUUCAAGCCUUGAAGGCAGUGGCGGACAUCUUGGUACCAGUCUAGAGAGGCUCAGUUUACGUAGUCGUUCCCCAGAGGACACCUCCUCCUUACUUAGUGCAUCAGCUGGUAGUCUGGAUUCUGUUCUCAACCAUUCACGGGAUGAAGAAGAGUUACAAGCUCUUUCAGGACCUGCUGAUGAAUCACUCCAUUCUAUUGAUGGUUCUCUAGUACCAGGCUCAACUGUGUUAAUGAAUGGCAGCUCGUCUUCUAGUUAUUAUGAAGUGUCAUCCACUGUGACAACUGAUCAAAUACAAUCUGUGAUAGGAAGUGAUAAAAGUCCUUCCCUGUUGACCCCUCAUUCUGACUUGCUCAAGUCCCCAUUGUUCUCUACGGAUAUGCCUGGAAUAAUGCCUGGUACAGUUAUUGGAUUUGAUUCAUCAGUUAACAAGCUCGAUUAUUCAGCAUCUGAAUCGGGCUUUGCUUCUAUGCAUUCUGUGCGAAAUUCGUGCCAAAGCUACACUGCAUCGUCAGUAUCUUCACAGCAGUUCAGCUCAUCUGUGUCACGUUCAUCUCAGCAAAGUACUAUUUCCUGUGAAUCAACCAGCAGCAGGACAUGGCAGGUACACCAGUCAAGCACAAAAACAGAAACAAGCUUCUCAAACACAAGUGUAGUAUCGGGUGAAGGAAGUAGUCCUUCCCCACCAGCACUGCCACAGAAGACCCGUCAGUCGACACGGAGGCGUGAUCGGCAGCUGUCACAGUAUGAUAAUGUGCCAGGGGGAGGGGAAACUAUCAGCACAGAAGUAGAACGACCUGCUGUGGCAGGCUGCCCUGUCCAUGCUGCACAGCAGUCCAGCUGCUGUAGUCCAGAUGGGAAACCUCCACCUCUGCCAUUAAAGAAGAGACACAUAAUGGCAUACAUGGAAAUGUUUGGGAACUGCACACAUGGCAGCACAAGCGAAUUCAUGAGGCAUUCUGUACAUACAUACAAUCUCCUCCAAGCUGAGUGGCAGCAGCAGGAGCUCUCCCUAUCAUCAACACAAUCCUGCUCAUUCUCUCUUGUCUCAACAAGUCAGAUAUUUCCAAAUGCAACAACAUUUGGUACAAUUGACAGCAUAGAGUUUGCAACUUCGUCACCUGUGAAAGCACAACUGGCAAGUCUGCCCCCUGCUCUGCCUCCUAAACGAAGUCGAACAGCAAGUGUGAAAUCGGCAGCAACGCCACCUCCAGUGUCACCGACGUUACCUGGCACCUCUCCAGAGCUACAUCGUAAGGUGGAUGAUUGGAUUACCCCAUCACAAGAUGAUGAAACAAGAUGGAAACAUGAAGGCAAAACUGGUGGAACAGUUUCAUCUGUCUCAAAAAUGAGUGAUGUUACCCAAGACAGAGAAACUGAACCAAGUCCCUUGGAUGAGUUAGAUAUUACUCAGCACCUCGUGUUUAAAAAACCAGAUGAGGAUGGUCCAGACAUUAGGGGUGGCCAUCCUGAUGCUCUUAUAAUUCAUGCAACCAAAGCAAACAAGAAUGAUUUCUUGUACCAAGAAGCAUUCUUGACCACAUAUCGAACGUUCCUUUCACCACUGGAGCUAGUUUGCAAGUUGUGUCAUAGGCACCAGCGGUUUAGUUGUUCCUCAGACUUGACCAAACAGCGAGCAGCUCGUGAAGCUUUCUCACUUCUAGUCAGAGUUGUCAGUGACUUGACAAUUUCAGACCUUGAUGAUGUGGUCCUGAAAACUCUUAUGGAUUUUGUUUAUCAACUACUUUGUAGUGGGGAUCUCACAAUGGCAAAAGCUCUUCGCGUUAAGAUCCUAGAAAAAUACAAUGCCAAGAAACUGCAAAGCAGUGCUAGUACCUUACUGUCUUCACUCAAUGUGUAUACAAGACAAGCCACUCUGCUGGAUUUCAAAUCUGAACAAAUUGCUGAACAGAUGACACUGUUAGAUUCUAAUUUAUUUAUGAAAAUUGAAAUACCUGAAGUCCUAAUAUGGGCACAAGAACAAAAUGAAGAACGCAGCCCUAACUUGACUAAAUUCACAGAACACUUCAAUAAAAUGUCUUAUUGGGCAAGAUCAAGAAUCCUGGAGCAAAGUGAAGCAAAAGACAGAGAACGCUAUGUUGUAAAAUUUAUAAAAAUCAUGAAGCAUUUAAGAAAAAUAAAUAACUUCAAUUCUUAUCUGGCACUAUUGUCAGCUCUAGACUCUGCACCAAUUCGUCGAUUAGAAUGGCAGAAGCAUAUCACUGAAGGCCUUAAGGAAUACUGUGCACUUAUUGAUAGUUCAUCCAGCUUCCGUGCAUAUAGGCAGGCACUUGGUGACACACAACCUCCCUGUAUUCCAUACAUUGGCCUAGUUCUUCAGGAUCUGACAUUUGUUCACAUUGGCAACAAUGAUUACCUGCCUGAGGGUGCAAUUAAUUUCUCAAAACGAUGGCAGCAGUUUCAUAUUGUGGAAAAUAUGAAGAGAUUCAAGAAAGGAACUUACUCCUUCAAGAAGCAUGAUCGAAUUAUUGCUUUCUUCAACAAUUUUGAUGAAUUUCUAUGUGAAGAAGCAAUGUGGCAGAUCUCAGAGUCAAUUAAACCACGAGGGGGGAAGAAGCCCCAGUCGUGAAUUCACAUUAGUAUAACUACAUCACAGCUCACAUCGUGUCCGACAUGAAGCAAUUUUGAUUAAACAGCUGUUCUGAAGGUCAUAAAAAUGCUUUAUGUAUUUUGUCGUCUUGUUAAAUAAUAUUUUUGUAUGCAAUUUUAUAAUUUUAUCGCUGAUGUACAAGUACUUGUGAUAGUAUACUUAUUUAUUUAUUUUUGUAAGAUGGCAGAUGUGAGUGAAAUAAUUAUCUCAGGCAGCUAAUUUCAGUUUUCCUCCACCUUUGUUGUUGAAGCAUGUAAUGAUUUACAUUUGAGGGGGACCAACUUUCAUAUUCAGUAAAAAAUCAUUAAUGGGAAUUUUUCAUUCAAUCAGUUGUAAAUUUAUUAUUAUCUGCAUUGUCCUUAAAAUUGUAUUCUGUGAUGCUCCAGUGCUUGCAGCUCUAACUGUGCCAGACCUGAAGGCAAAAUUGUGUGUCUGGUAACUAGAAGAAUUUUGUAAUGUAAUCUUAGUCUGUAUCUUGCAAUAAUGAGAGUUAUUCUGCUUUUGUAGAUUUAUUGUAUUUGUUUUCCUUUGUUGGACCCACAGAAAAAAAACUUGAGAAGCUUAGUGGCAGCUUAUGAGUCAAAUUCCAGUAUACUUUAUUCGAAGAUGCGAGUGUUAUAACAUCUUCACUUUCUCAUCUCAUUCUUAAUAUCCGAAAUUAAUUAUGCUGAGAACAAGGUGUUCUCAUAUUGGAAACACCGAGUAUUGUUUGCACUGGAAGUUUAACAGUACACCUAUGGUCACACUGAUCAAGCAAAUAUUACGGAACAGAACCAAAAACUUCCUUAGGAAUUAAUUCAAAGCUUUCUCCAGUAUCAUGUACCUUGUAGGAAAUUGGGAAGUUUUGUUGGUGCAAUAGAUUCAUUUUAUCUUCUGUGUCCUGGUUAGAGGUGAGUGGUUGGUCAGCUGUUGUAGUAAUCAGUUCAAGAAUGUAGCAUCCAUACUCAGUAACAAAAAUGUAAUUUUUUUCCUCACUUCCUAAAUGGAAUAUGUAGCAGUUUAUUUCCAAAGAAAAAAGUAUCUGAUCUAUUCAGUAGCUUUUUUACAUAUUAUUUGUAUUCAUAAUGCCCAUUUGAGUUAGGCAUAUGCUCGGCAUGUAUUUUGUGUAACUGCUCUGGGCAUUAUAAAUUUGUUAAAAUGGUCAGCAAGAACAGUAAAUACGAGCAGAUCACAUUCUCCUUUGUUGCAGCUGUUUAUGGGAAUAGUUGUCACAGUACAGUCCCUUUACAAGGAAAUUUUAAAAAUUAUUGUCAUCAUAAUAGUAUUAAGCUUUUAAAGAGUUGCUUUUCAUCCCCAUUAAGAGUGUGUGUUUCAGCCUGGUUGUCAUAUUGUUAAUUGUGUGCCUUCGACUUCAGUACCAAACACUUAAAAAAGGAGUUUUCAAAUUUUAAUGAGUUACAACCAUUCACACAGGUAGAAACUACUUUAUUACACAUACCAUGUAACAUAAACAUUCAGAGUUUUGAAUUGCUGUUGCUAACUGAGUUCUCUGUCCUGUGAUGGAAAAUGUAUGAGGAAGCAAAAGUAGAAAGAACACACCAUUUGAUAACUUGUAGACAAUUAGUCAUUUGUUGGUAAAUCUCUUGUCUCAGUGCUGGUGGAUAACAGCUGGGUGCUUUCAAAAGGAGAUGGCUGAUUUCCUUUCCAACCUUUCAUAAUCUGAGCUUGUUCACCAUCUCUAAUGACCUUGCUGUCGAUAGGACAUUAAACUCCAAUCUCCCUUCUUUCUUAUUUGCCAGGUAUCAGAUUUCAUAAUUUGCAGGGAAACUGAAUGUUAUAUACUGAUCUUUUUUCUCAUGUGUUAUUUACAUGGAAUGCAGAUGAUUACAAAAAUGUUUUAGAGCUACCACCAUAAAAUAGGUGUCUUUGUGACUUCCAGAAAAUCAAUACUUGUAUAAUGCUGCUUUCAACGUACAUUUCAUUGUGUGAGUGUUUUUAAUACUCUUAAUAAUAUCUCUGAUUAAACAGCAAUGAUUCAAUAUCAUGAGACCAGCUGGACCUUCAUUAAAUGGAAAAUAAAUCCUUAUUCUGGUGUCAUGAACAUGUGGUCACUUCAUGUGAUCAUUCAAACAUUCAUAGUAGUGUAUUUAAUUUUUCUGUGGGUUUUCUUUGUAUAACAUGUUAAGUUUUUUUUCUCAUUUCAUCAGUAUGAAAUGUCUGUGCUGUUAUGUCCACACAGUGUGCAUGCAGCUUUAAUUUGUCAGAACUGAAGAUUCUGAAGCUUUUUACAUUUUACUUUAUCCAUAUUGUAUUGAAGAGAUGUGUUAUCUCAGUAUUUCACACGUGGUGUGUCAAUAUGAAUGUGUGUUAAGUGCCAUUAUGAACUCUUAAUGGUUUGUAUAUUGUUCCAUGUGAUGUCAGUGUAAAUUGUUCAGUGCUCGUAUAUAUUUCACUUGGUUUUUCUGUUGUAGUCAUAUCUGAGAGUUGGUUUCAGGCUUAUGCUGACACCUUCCUUAUUGUAAAUUUUGAGUAAGUUCACACAGAAACACUUUUUUGCCUUUGAUAUGGUGGGAGAAUUGUGUGUUAUCUUUUGGACCACAAUUUGUUGUUCCACAUUUGAGACUGAAGAAAGACUAUAGUUUUUCAGUGUAUAUUGCUAUAAAGGUAAUAAUCUUAAUAAUAUAACAUUUGUAAGUCAUUGUGAGGUUGUCACACGUGACAGAAAUUUGUAGAAAUAUUCAAGAGAGGGAGGGAGGCAGAGGAGUUAAAAAUAAUAUGUUGUUUUUCUAAGAUGUUGUGUUUGAACUGACGUAAUUUAUUUUCCUUUGCUUAAAGAUGUUCUACACUUUUUUAUUAGUAUGUAGCACUGUCAUAUUUUUAUAGUUAUUUUGUCGAACAUUUACUGUCACUGUACUCUUCUGAAAUACACAGAGAUUUUUUAUUUUUUAACUUUUUAUACUGCUGAUAGUAUUUGGUAUGUUUCACGGAAUAUUUUUUUUUUUUUUUUUUUUUUUUUUUGGGGGGGGGGGGGGGGGGGAGCAGAGGAAGUAAAUAGCAGAAAUGACAGAAUAUUUUGUGACUACAACUAUUAUAAUAGCUACUUUAGAAGGUUUGAUUUAUCCUUCUGUGAAACACUAAACUGGAGCCAUUGGUAAAAUUUGUAUUACCAGUUAUGUGGCAUUAACAGCUUUGUUAUGUGUUUACUUCAUUUUGUAUUUAAUUUGCCUAAGUGGAACAUUACAGUCCAGUACACUAAUAAGUAUCAUGGUUUUACUUAUUUCGUACUGUUUGUGUCAGUAAGCUGUUUUGAGUGUUUAUAAAAAAAAAUGAAGGUUGCAUUUGACAGUACAGAAACAAUUACUCAAUAAGAAUCCUAUGUAUGUGUAAUAACUUUGAGUUCAAAAGCACUACUAGCAUCACCCUCAUCCAUGAUGCACUACAACUUCAGUCUUUAGGUAAUAUAUAAGGAAAUGCAACCUGGUUUAGUCAAGAAAAUUUAUGCAAAACAAAGAUAUAAAUGGUUGUUUUAAGUUAGUGUAAAUAAUACAUUUUCUUUUGCCAUUGUUGGACCUUGUGUUUCUACAUGUAACAGUAUGUGAAUGAUGAAUGCAUGUAUUUUAUAUCUUUUGAGGAAAGUGCCAUAUAUAUUGCAUUUCUCAUUAUUAUUAUUAUUAUUAUUAUUAUUAUUAUUAUUAUUAUUAUUAUUAUUAUUAAUACUAAUAUUAAUAGUAUUAUUAUCAUCAUUAUUUUUUUUUUAUUAUUAGCUGCAUGUUGUUGCCUCAGUAAUAAUGAUAUGCACAUUCAUUUUUAUUUAUAGUUGAUUUUUUUCUUUGAAGCUAGUCAUUCUGUGUCUUUUUUUUCCUUUUGUGUUGUUGAAUAAAUGUUUAAAAAUAACAGAACAACAAAAAUUGUGUGUUGUUUUCUCCUGAUGCAACUGAUGAGAGCAGCAAAUAAAGUAUGUAAGAAAAUAUUUGAGCUCUAGAAACACAGAACAUACGAUAUUUAUGAUUAAGGUUAGCAAAACUCAUUGUUCAUAUAUUGUAGCAAAUAAUCUUUUCAUAUUGUUUAUAAUCAAUACUUCAUUCUUGCGUAAACUGCUACAGUAGAGCUUGCUGCUUGCUUAUAUUUCUUCCUUUCUCUUUCUUUCCUUUUUUCCUGUGUUCUACUAUAUAUUGGUGAACUUACCAGUACAGAACUGGAAUACAAUGAAGUUAGUAUUAGAGAUCUACAGUGUUAGUGUUGAAACUGAGUGGCUUGCAUUACUUUUGGAUACAUUUGUUAGCACUACGUUAUCACGAUUAAAGAAAUGAAAUAGUCUGUAGCAUUAAUUUUUUGCUGAAAUUGCAGCUCUCACUUCUGAAAAUCUGCGGGACUGUAGCCUGUGAUGAUAGAUUGAAACAGUAGUGGAGAAAACAGACAAAAAUCAGUGAACCUUUUAAGUUUCCCAUACCAUUCUCAUGGUUAUAUGAGGACACUCACCUUAUUGGUGAUCUAGCUAGCUAUUUAAAAUCUGUACUGUCCUUGAUAGACUGCUUGCUUUAUUUAAAGCUGCUCAGAUGCAUAAGUCUGUCAUUUGGGCCUGAAAAUGUGAUUGCUUCUUUGUCGAAUAUAACAAAUGGCUGUUGCAGAUAUAUAGUUGUUUAUUAUGGACGUUUUUGAUGUGGUCUUCUAUCAUUGUCUAAACUGAAGCAAACUUUUAUCAUUCCAUAUCCAGUGUAUCAUUUCAUCUGUUAGUAGUUUAUUGUCUCAUAUAUCUCUCUACAUUUUCAAUUAGUCUGCAACCUGAAAAGUCUUGUAUAGUCCACUAAUAUGAAAAGUGCAUGACUCCAUCAGGAAAAUUGUUAAUAAAAUGGAAAAGGUUAAAAGUUGUUGAAUAGUGUUGUAAUUCAUGUUGUAGCUCCUCGAAUUACAAUUUAGUACAUCUUGUAGAACAGCUCUCUUCCAAGAUUAAAAAACUGAGUCUUCAGCUAGUUUUAUGAAUUGUGUUCUUUCCUCUGUUCGUUAUAAUUUUAUUUAUUGCACAGUGCCUUUUCACCCACAUAGAAAUCAUAGUAAUCUGUGGCUUAAUUCAAAAGAAGGUGCUAAUCAGUAUUUCUGUAUUGAUUUCUGUCAAUGUAAUUUAUAAGUGUUGCAUAUCUUUGUGUCAUAAUUCUUUAGGUGAACAUAUCUGAAAGAUAACAUUUCCUUUACCUUUAUGCAUUGAGUGUUUGUAGCGCUGUAUGCUAAAUAAUAUCCCAUUACCAGGAAAUAUGCAUCAAAUUCAAAACAUAUAUAACCCUUCACACUGAAAUGCUAUCAUAAAUUUAUGAAAUCAGUCAUCUUAUCAUGAAUAUGUUUUUGAUCAUAUAUUUAUCAAGAUUCAUUUAUACAGAAGAUUGAUGACUCCUUACACCCAACAGUAUUUUAAAAAAUUACUAUCAAAUAUUGAUAGAAAAAAAUUAUCAGAGGUUUGCUAAUUCGUGCACAAAAAAUACAUGAACCAGAUGUCAGCUUUCAGAACGAAAGGUUUCGUCAUCUGGUGAGAGAGGGUUUAAGACUUAUACUCCUAUCCCCCUUGACAGAGGGUACUGAGUCACAUUUGUACUUAAUCUCAAAUAGACUCAUGUCUCAUGUUCUGAAACCCUUUCUAGCUGUUGCCAAGGAAAGAAAAUUACAAGUCUGAAAGAUACUUUUUGUUUCAUGUUUUGUUUGUGUGUGUCUUUGCAUCUACAGAUCAGAUUAAAUUUGUUUCAUGAUUGUAGUUGUGAUUUAGAGAUCGUUGUUCUGGUAGAAGAUAAUUAACAAGAGCUGUGGUAUUUAGUACACUGUAGCCAACAUGUAAAUUGUGACUUAUUAUCUCUGUUCUGUGGUGUUUUUAAUCAUAUGGUGCUCAGUCAUAAUCAGCCAAGGCUGUGUAUGAAGUUAUCAUUCACAAUUGUUACAGGAAGAAGACUUUUCUAAAAUAGGCAAGCAUUAUACAGAAUGGGAAAUCUUGAUUUAUCUGUAUGCAUAGAUUAAAAUGAACAGUUUUAUAGCCUUAUUCCCUAUUUUCCUUUGGCACCAAUUCUGUUAACAUCUAAAAGCUUGUAUACAUUUUGGCUCCAGAUAUGAUAUACUUAUUAAACUGUGAAUAUGAGUUGGAGUCCACAAUUUGUGAAGUAUUUAUCUUAGUGUUAAACUCAUUCCUUCCAUUUACACGUGUUUGUCCAUAACUAGUGCCAUUGUGAAAUAUUUUUUAUGCAAAAAUUCUAGUUAACUCUGUAAACAUGGAGCAAUUUAUACUAAUUAAUUUGUGCUUAUGCUCUUAAUCAUAUUUUUGUAGUAAUAUACACUAGAUUGGCACUACAUCACUCAGUACUAACAAGUAUGCAAGUAAUCAUGAACACCUAGUGAGACACUUUGAAUUUAUUGAAUAAACACAAAUUAAGAUUAUAUUAACAACUAAUGGUGGGAUAAUUCUAUUGUAAGCAGUGUGGGAAAAGACAUGUAUAGUCUUUGAUUUUCUAAUUUCUUUCUCGAUCCUUCAUUUUUCCCAUGUAGAAAUAAUAUAUUAGUGCUGCAACAACUGUGGAUUAAACGACAUGUUGCACAAUUUUGUCUAGUCACAGUAAAAAUCUCUAGUCUGCUAGAUUCCAGACAUGUGGGAAGAUAGAAUUAUUGUAACCACCAUGUUUAUUAUUCAUUUAUUCUGAGAAAAAACUUGUGUUUGGAAGAGCAGUGCUUCUAAGCACCACAUAAAAUUGUAACAUUUACACAUUGCUGUUGUAUUUGCAACAGUGUAUUAUAACCAAAGUAGCUUGAUAAUUUGGUACAAUUGUGGGAAAAAGUCACUGAAGGAAAAUUAUUGUUAGAAUAUGAUAGUUCAUUACUUGAAAUACAGACAAACCACAAAACAAUGAAUUUUUUAACCUGACUGAAAUACAAAUGCCAAACUUUUAAUAAUCACAUAUUCCUUCAUGAAAUAUUGAACAUAAAACGGAAAACAUAUAUGUUGUCUCCCCUAAGUUCCAAAUAUUGCAUUGUCAAUGUGAAACACCUUCCUAUUUCCUAGGUGCAGCUCUUGAAAUUAAAAGAUUUUUUUUUAAACUUCUAUCUUUGUUUUGAAUAAUUUACAAAUAAUUCAGUAUUGUAAUUAUCAACAACACUCUGCUCUCAGCUUUAGUAUCCACACUUUGGCUGACUGUGUCACUUGUGUCCAAGGAUAUUAGAAAUCAUGCAUAUGGGGAAAGGGUGCCACACAUCUUCAUAAUUAAAAAUAAAAAGUGAAAUAUCUAUCUAUGAGGGUACAAUUUCACAUUUUUAUUUUAAUUAUUGACACAUUGGUUAUUUUUUGUUGAUGUGGCAUUAACUGUUUCAGUUUGACUUUACGCAACAAGCAUUUAAAUAAUAUGAGAGUUUUCUCCUCGUAUUCUUGAAUAAGCUAUAUACAAACCUAUAAAAUAUCAAUUUUAUAUUGGUAACAAAUGUUAUCACUUACCUGUGUGAUGUGAUGAAAAUUUGUAUGUGCCCCCAUUUUUUUCCUGUGCAAUAUCCAUAUGGAUAAGCAGCAGCUAACAGCAGAAUGCAGUUGCAAUAUCUGCUCAUUGAGAAACAUAAUGUAAUUUUCACACAUCACAUUAGGAUUUACUAACUCACAGGCACAAAAGUUUUGUUGUAGGUCUUUGUUGUAAAUUCAGAUGGCAUAACAUUUUUUUUCCAGGCUCAGCUCAGUAUUUUUCCCAUAAGGCACAAUAGUAGUACUAUUGUUUGGUCUAUUAAAUGAAAAUCUUCAUUUGUUUUAAAGGGUUGAAAUGUUUCAACUUAUAAAAACUGUAAUUCUUUCAAGAAGCAGAUAUAUUAAAUUAUAGUUAGUAUUGGAGGAAGCUUCACAGAAUAUUUUCUCCAUAAAUUCUAAGACAUGUUCUAAAAUCUGGCGUAUAGUGUGUUAAUUCUGAUUUCUGUACUAGCUGCUUUUCUUCGAGGAAGUAAUUUAGAUCACUGGGUGCAAAGUAACUUUGACGUUUUGCUGGGAAUGAAAUUUCCAUGAUGUUUAGUAUAUUAAUUAUGAGUGGUAGAUGUGGAAAACUGAAAAAUUUUCUUUGGAUGCCAGAAUGCCUUGUUUUGAAAUUUACAAGUACAUAUGAAAGAAAGCUUUAAUGUAAUUUGUGAUGUAGAGCAUUAAGUUAAUUUACUUAAUGUCAACAUUGCUUGUAUUAGAAUCCUGUGCAGAGUAAAUAAUAAGUUCUUCCUAAGUAGUGUUCUGUAUACUCUUGUCAGGAAUCAUGCACAAUAAGUCAAUGCAACGAACCAGAUCUUUUAUGGAAAUUCAAAUUAUUUAAUAUAUGACAAAGGCAGAAACAGAUAUAGUAUGUUUUUAUGCAGGUGCUAUUAUCUUCUUAUUAUUUAAAUAUUAUGUAAUGCAUUUCUCAUUGUGAUGUCUCAGCAUUUUAAAAUGUUGGUACAUCAAUGUACUGAGAUACCUAAUAUGUCACUGGCCUAAUGAAUUAUGAGAAUUGUGCAAUAACUUCUAUUUUUCUUACAGAUUUAUGAAUUACAUUUUUUAAUACUUGUAUGGAAAAUUCUUAUACAUAAAGGUUUCACUAAUUUCAUACUCCACCAGUAAUUUUGUUUCACUGUGGAAAUGGUAUGUAGUCUCCUAUUCAUGAGAUGUUUUAAUACCAAUGCAGAAAUUUGUUUUCAGUUUGAGUAACAAAUGAAUUUCAUAAUAAUAAUGAAGAUAUAUUUAUAAAUAUAAGUAGAAUUCCUUAAACUAGGUUACAAUACCUUGAAAUGAAACCAUAAAUAAUGCAACUUACAAUAAUAACUUCCUGUGUAUUUGUGAUGUCCAUUUGUAAACUUUCUUCGUUUUACACGUUGUCAUAUCAUAAUUAAGUAGAUAGGUAGAAAUAAUGUGUCAUGUAACACAUUAUAAGUAGAAUGUAUGUGCAUCACCUGAUGUGUAUUCUUUGUUGUACAAUUGCAGUAAUGAUAGUUCUGUGCAUAUGUUGGUGUGAAGAUUCAAUCAUAUCAUCAAAGUGUGAUAAGUGUGGUUGACACUCAGUUUUCUGAUGUCAGUGUACUGAAGUGGGGUUGUGUGAAAUGUGAUAGCUUGUUCCAUUGAAUACUUGAAUAUUUUGAGGAACAAUUUUCAACCAUUGAUAAAUUUUAAAGAAAUCAUAUUUUAACUAUGUGUACAAAUUUAUGCAGCUUACAUUUUAUUUAUUGCUCUUCUUUAUAGAAAAUGUUUUCCAAAGUUUUUGGUUUGAAUCUUUUUAUCAAUUUUAUUUGUUAAGUGCACACAACCCUGUGUUAACAAGUAUGGUUUACCCUUCUCCAAAGUAAAUUCAGAGGUGUUUGUACCUGUGUUGAAAUUUUGCCAUUUAGUUUUAAGAUUUAUCUUUUCUUAGCAUUAAGAGCAGAAAAUAAUUAUUUUCCUUUUAAUUUAUUGAAGAACAACUGUGUUUGAGAGUUUUUAAUGUUGUGAACAAAAUAUAUAUUCAUAUGUGAUGUGAGAUGUAAACCAUUAAACAUGUAGCUCAUUUUAAUACAAUAUUGUUAGUAUGUGUGUGCAUGUUUAUAAUAAUCUGUUUUCCACUCUUCCUUUUCACCCUAAAUCAAUUAUUAGUGUUCUUUUAUGGAUGUGAAUUUGAAAAUCUUAUUAAUAGAUGAAUAAAUUCCUUUUCUCCUUUUUAUUUCCUAUUUCUAAAACCACAGUAGAACUUCAUGAACUUAAGAACAUGUAACUUAUUACCCUACAAUUAAAGACAAAAAAUAGCAUCGCUUUUUAUAUUUUAAUUGUGUAUAUUUCAUUUAGUCAUUAUGAGUGAUUCAUUAUUGUGUAAAGGCCUAAUUUUCUGAAAAGUCGUGUAUGUUAAUAUUUGCUGUAAAUUAUAUUAAUAAAAGAUAAGAACUACUUGUUAUUUAUAAUGAUUGUUGUUGACAGUGGGUUAACAAAACUUGGUGGUACACUGUCAGUGGCAAUUAACUGUAGGUCAUGUGUCAUAAUGAACUCUGAAUCCUGACUGUGGAAACAAUAGUAGUAAAUGUACAAUGUAGGCACCAAUGUAAAUUACAUUCCCCUUGUGAGCAGCUUUUUCUCAUUUUUUAUGAACAUCUUGAAUGUAAUUGGUGCUCUUUCAACUUCUUACACUCUGUAGAAGUAUCAUUAAUAUUUUGUUAAUAAUUAAAAUUUUAUGAAAGUUAAAUUAUUUUUGCUUAUUAGCAGGUAUAAUUUGCUGCAUCAUUAUCUGAUUUUAUAUUGUAUAAUACUGUGUAAAAUAUUUUUGUAAUUAUACUGUCGUUAUGUAGCUUUCUGUUAUGAAUUUUUUGUACUCUGUGAUGGAAAUGCUAAAUACAAUUUAUGAGUUACUUGUGCUUUAAUGUUA
Molecule: messenger RNA, 14116 nt
Organism: Schistocerca gregaria
Lineage: Eukaryota; Metazoa; Arthropoda; Insecta; Orthoptera; Acrididae
Gene: C3G
Product: guanine nucleotide-releasing factor 2
Exons: 18
Coding region: 192-3812 (1206 amino acids)
Biological process (GO): Ras protein signal transduction; positive regulation of GTPase activity
Cellular component (GO): plasma membrane
Molecular function (GO): guanyl-nucleotide exchange factor activity
Source: RefSeq, a predicted model, not a curated record